UCGUUGGUUAACAGGACGAAGUUUUAGAUGUUAUUGUGACACUUAUUUUGUGUGAAAGAGAGUCUUUUAUCAGGCCCGAGUCUCGUUGAGACUAAAGUAUUUUCACAUCUGUUAACAUCCGCUAAGAAGUGCAUGUUUACAGGGAGUCUGAGACAGCUGAUAAUAUGCGUGAAGGAGUCUGAGUGCUGUGUCCUGUUUCAAAUUUUAAAACGAAACCCUGCAUUUGUUCUGAAGGACGAAGAGUCAUUCAUUAUGGCCAACAAGACAACCAGGCUAGGCUUACACAUUCAGGAAAAUCCAGAUGGCGAUGAGUCCUGUGAAAAUAUUCCGCCCGGGGGCACUGUUCAAGCCAGGACUUCUAAACUCAAGCGGCCCCGUGAAGAAAACAAGCCUCUCUCGGACAGUUGCACCUUUUCAACCCCUGCUCCAACAAGCAACAAGCAAAAGUCUCGGCUCUCUUUCCAGUCUGCUCUGACACCAAUUUUAAAAUACUUAAAUAUUGGCAAUAAAUCUCCAGAGCCUUCAACACAUGAAAAUAAUCAUCGUCUGACAGCUCCUCUUUUCUCCUUUGGUCCAGACACUGCAGAUUAUCAAAAAUUAACAAAAAGUUCUGUUCAACAGUCCAACUCAAAUGUCCCCAGUAGCUAUUCUGGGCAAAUAUUCCGCGGUAUGGAUAGUCCUGUGUCCUUCCUGGGCGAUGAAUGCUUGCCAGAAAUGACACUGUACGAUUCGACGUGUGAUUCUAUGAUACAGCUGACUAGAAAUGAGUCCCCUGUUCCUGACAGUGCACCUGCUACUACUGCAAGCACGUGCCUUCCAGAAAGUAUUUCUGAAGUUCAUCCUCCUGAACUUUCAGAGCAUGUGGCGACAAUGGAUGUUACAGACCUGAAUGCCAAGAUGGUUGAUCCCUCUCAGAGCAAGCAUGCUCCGGUACCCUGGCUGAUACUUGACAAAUUCUUGCCAGAAAUUACUCUCCUUGAUGUUACACAUGAUUCACAGUCAUCACCAGGAGAACAGGAGAUCACCAUGGAUGUAACGCAGGAUCUUCCACCUCUUGAUUUAAAAAUCGUCAGACCUUUGUCAGAGCUCAGUGAAAAAAUUGUGGCAGAGCCUAGCAGUUCAGGCAUUAUUUCAGGUGAAAAAUUAUUAAAUACAAGUAUGCAAUCUGACAGGUGUGUGAGGGAAAACAUAACAAAAACUGAUCUGGAAGUAACUCAGGAUAUUACUAUGGGGAGUGUUUUGGAAAAGUCUUCAUCAGAGCCCAGUGAACAUAAUAUGGAGAAGAGUCAAACAUCUGCUGAGGAUACACUUGGGAACAAUCCUGCUAAUAUUACUCGUGAAAUAAUAUCCUCUAGUGACAUGUCUGCACACUCUAAUAUUGGGUGCAGCACUAGUCCAGCAAAAGUCACCUCAGAACUCUGUGAAAAAAAUGUUGCGUCUUCUGAUGUGGUGGAAUCUAACAAUGAAGAGCUGGUUACCAGCCAUGAAACCAAGUCACCCAGCAAACCCAGUAGCCAAAAUAUGGAGAAGAGUCAAACAUCAGCAGAGGAUACACUUGGCAGCCAACCAGCUAAUAUUACACGUGACAUGACAUCCUCCAGUGACACAUCAGCUCAGGGUGUGCGGUUCUCUACAUUUAAUAUGGAGUGUAGUAAUAGUCCAAAGAAGGUCACCUCAGAACUCUGUGAAAAACCUGUUGCAUCUUCUGAUGUGGUGGAAUCUAACAAUGAAGAGCUGGUUACCAGCCAUGAAACCAAGUCACCCAGCAAACCCAGUGGCCAAAAUAUGGAGAAGAGUCAAACAUCAGCAGAGGAUACACUUGGCAGCCAACCAGCUAAUAUUACACGUGACAUAAUGUCCUCCAGUGACACAUCAGCUCAGGGUGUGCGGUUCUCUACAUUUAACACGGAGUGUAGUACUAGUCUAAAGACGAGCACCUCAGAAUCAUGCAGAGAACUUGUGGAGUCUUCUCACAAAAUGAAAAUUAACAAUGAGGACACCAAUUUGAAAAACAAUGUGCCACAACCAAACCCAAAAGAAGUGGAGUCUGGGAAUGGUACAUUUAAUAUUGUGCAGGCCGUCAAUCUGAGUGCAUCCUCUGAUUCAAAUGCUAUUGCUUCAGUUUCCUACCCUGUGAAUAAGGCGCUUGAUCUUCCUCCAUUUAAUGUAAACUGUUGCAAAGAUGGAUCUGGGGCUCCAGACCAGGCAAGUCAAAAUUUCUCAUCUGUAAAGGAAUGUGGUCCAUGUCACAUGCAGAACACCACUUUUGAAAAGCAUUCUCUUCAAAAAUCCAGUGGAGGCACAGUCUUAGAGGAAGCAGCUGCUGCAGCGGUUGAGCUCAAGAACAACACUUUUGAUUCUGAAACAUCUUCCAAGAAGAGCGACACAAUAACUCUGUCAGAAACAGCCCCAAGUGAAAGUAGCCAAAGUGCUUCAAAGCCAAAUAGCACCGUAACUUUGACAGAAAUGAGCUCAUGUGACAGUCACCAAAGCGCUUCCAGGCCGAACGGCACAUUAACUUUAUCUGAGACAAGCUCAUCUGACAGCCACCCAAGGUCUUCGGAGAAGCCCACUACACCGAAAGUCAGUAAUCUAACCACUAACCUUACAGACAAUGUCGACCCCAAUCUAUCAAAGCAUAAUGUGACCGCAGAUGCUAAUGAUCAUAAUGCCAAGGUGGUUGAAACCCAUGAUGACACUUCUGGAGCCGGUAGCUGUGAGCUUAAGGAUCAUUCAGGUGUGCCUGUGAUGGGUGGUCUUUCUGACUCUUUAAACCGUCAAAGCAUUGGCAUGGUGAAAAACAAAGCAGACACAUUCAAUUUGGAUGACACCCUAGACUUAAAGGCAGACUGCUUGAUUACUUCCACGCCAAUGACUAACUGUAAAAUAUUGAACUUUAGCACUGAGCGAAACGUAGGCAUUCUCCCAGGAUUGCAGAAGGAACUGUAUACAGAUGGUCCCAGUAAGCCUGCUGAUCAGAUGCCGUCAGAUGCUCCAUCAAACCUCGUCUGUGACCGUAAAACAUUCUUGAAACAGCCUCCUGUUAAAUCCCUUUGCCCUCCUUCAAAAGCUGCAGCUCCGCUGAUGAAAUCAAACCCGCUUUCCUCAAUUCCAGCCAGAUUGAAUACAGCGACAUCCAGCUUGCCCAUGAAAAGGCAAAGAACCCAGGCUGAAGCUUCAAGAAAUACUGCCGCUGCUGCUUGUAAUGCACCCCAUGGGACCACAGGAGUAACAUCCUUCUACAAUUUACGUCCUACAACAACAGGAUCCAAGGUGCCCAGCUGUGGCUUGCAGAGACCGCAGUUGAGCGGUAUCCCAUCAGGCAUCCAGAGAGCUACAUCAGGUCUUAGGUUUUCUUCAGCAAGAAGCAGUACAGCAAUUUCUUCAACUGCUGACAAGCUCUGUGGACCUGCAGUAACUAAGCCUGUGGCCAGGACUUCACAAGCAACGAAGCACCCUCUAACCAGAGGGGAAACUUUGUCGGUAUCAAAGAGGAAGAAAAUGGAUGCUUCCAUGCCAUCCAGUAAUGUUGAAGCUCCAGCAUCUGCCUGCGAUGCUGCAAACAAAGCCAAAACCCUGAAGCAGCCCAGUCAGAGAGCUGUGCCUGCUAAAACUCAAAGAGAAGAGGCCGCAGUGCCAGCGUGUACUGCUGAAAGUUCAGCAUCAUGUAACGCUGCCAGCAGAGCCAGGGGCCUGAAACAGCCUGGAAUCAGCAAUAGAGCUCCCCUACCUAAACCCCAGGGUCACGGCUGUACAAAAUGUGCUGUGCUUGAAGAACAACUCAAAAUGAAAUCAGAAGAAAACCAAAGACUGAAAGAAGAGUUACUAAAAUACACUAAACAAGAAGAUCCAGUCAAAUCCCAGUGUUAAUAUUUAAAAUCUGUGCUGUGUUUAAAUGUUAAUAUUUACAUGUUAAAAAGUACUUUACUCGUUGAAGUAGAAACUUUUUUUUUUUUUCCCUUUUGCAGUGAGGAUGACAUUUUAAGAAAGUGUGUGUACAUUGUUUAAUGUUUAUCUAAUAAAUCAAAGAAUGUG
This is a messenger RNA of Archocentrus centrarchus (flier cichlid), 4035 nucleotides long. RefSeq lists its product as uncharacterized. The record is from RefSeq and is a predicted model, not a curated record. NCBI's taxonomy places the organism in Eukaryota, Metazoa, Chordata, Actinopteri, Cichliformes, Cichlidae. The transcript is spliced from 9 exons. The coding region runs from base 133 to 3870 and encodes 1245 amino acids.